CCCAUAUGUCGUCAUUACGCAAGGGGUAGCGACGUGGAAAACAUGGAGGACAGGAGUAUGUAGAGUAAACUUAAUCGUCUCAAAUUCCUCAGGAUUUCAGUUAUUUGCAUUUGUAAAUUAGACUUGGUGAACAAGUUGGACUAAACCCCUGAAUAGCAUAAAAAGACCCCGCCGUUUAACUGUCGUGGGAGCCGAGAGAGCCACGGAAACUGCGAGAAACAUUUAUGACAGGAUUUGUCAUAUGCCUGGUUAAAAAGCAGUGAAGAGUGUUGUGUCUGGCUGAGUGGGGCCAGUAGAGAUGGGUGCCAACACCAGCCAGAUCAGUGACCUUUCUGAUAACCCCAGCUUGAAGACCCUGGUGGGCACGGAGUCCAUAUCGGAGAAUGACCCUUUCUGGAACCAUCUCAUCUCCUUCACCUUCAUCAGCCCCACCUGCAGUGGAGACUCCAAGUUGCUGGAAGAGGCUGUCAUCCCCCUGGCCAAGACCUUCAUUGAAAACAAUCCCAGAACGGGGAACUUUGGCGCUCUUGUGAGAAUUUUCCUGGGAAGAACCAAAGAGCUGAAAAUCUCCACAGAAUGCCAAGAUCAGCUGUUUAUCUGGCAGGCCCACAAUGCACUGUUUAUGAUUCGGUGUCUGCUCAAGGUGUUCAUCAGGGAGAUGAGUGAAGAAGAGCUGCACCUACAGUUCUCCUACCAGGAGAGGGCACCAGGUUCCUGUGAAACAGGCAACCAGGACCUCCUCGAGGAGUUGUUGUCCAACCUCGUUCACCUGAUCGUUGAGGUGCCCCUGCUUGACAUCACCUACAGUGUCCUGUUUGAAGCCGUUACCACGCUGCUCGUGUUCUUCUCCUAUCAGCUCUUCCACAAAGACAUCCUGCGAGAUGGAUUAAUAUACCAGCACAUCAUGAAGGGUCGAUGUUUGUGUUUAACCAGUCGACUGGUGAAGACCCUGCUCUAUAACUUCAUCAGGCAGGAGAAAUGUCCGCCUCCUGCAACCCACAUCUUUGAACCAAAAGACGAGGGAGGCCUGCUGUACGGCCUGGCGUCUGGGGUGGCAAGUGGGCUGUGGAGUGUCUUCACACUGGGUGGAGCUGGCAGCAAAGCUGGGGUAGACCAGGAGCGUAAUCAGUUACCUUUGUCCAAUCAGAGCCUUCUGUUGCUGCUGGUUCUAGCCAAUUUGACAGAUGGGCCUGACUGGCCCAACUCCUACCGACAGGCUAUUACUUGUUUCAGAAACACCCAGGACACGUCGUCGCUCUCCAUGGAGCAACCUCACACUUUCCAGAUCAAUUUCAACAGUCUGUACACGGCACUGUGUGAGCAGCAGCGCUCUGACCAGGCCACUCUACUGCUGUACACCCUCCUUCACCAGAACGCCAACAUGAGGACAUACAUGCUCUCCAGAACUGACAUGGACAAUCUGGUGUUGCCCAUCCUUGAGAUCCUUUACCACGUGGAAGACAGAAAUUCUCAUCAUGUCUACAUGGCCCUCAUUAUUCUGCUCAUCCUCACAGAAGACGACUCCUUCAAUCGCUCCAUCCACGAGGUGGUAUUGAAGAACAUCUCGUGGUACACAGAAAGGUCAUUGACAGAGAUCUCACUUGGCAGUUUGCUCAUCCUAGUGGUCAUUCGCACCAUCCAGUUCAACAUGACUCGGACAAGGGAUAAAUACCUCCACACCAACUGUCUCGCUGCGCUUGCCAACAUGUCAGCCCAGUUUCGUUGUCUCCACCAGUAUGCUGCCCAGCGCAUCAUCAGUUUAUUUGCUUUGCUUUCUAAAAAGCACAACAAGGUUUUGGAGCAGGCGACACAGUCUCUGAGGGGCCGACAGGGAGACAACACAGCCCUGCCCGACUAUGCCCAGGACCUGAACGUGAUUGAGGAGGUGAUCCGCAUGAUGCUGGAAAUCAUCAACUCUUGCUUGUGCAACUCUCUGCACCACAACCCCAACCUGGUGUAUGCGCUGCUGUACAAGAGGGAGCUCUUUGAGCAGUUCAGGACACAUCCAUCCUUCCAGGACAUAAUGCAGAACCUGGACACGGUGAUCGGCUUCUUCAGUCAGCGUCUGGAGCAAGCUGGAAGUGACCUGUCAGUUGAGAGAGUUCAGGAGGUCAUCAUGAAAGGAGCCCAGGCCCUGCCCACAGACAGGCUGAAGAAAUUCCCGGAGCUCAAGUUCAAGUAUGUGGAGGAAGACCAGCCGGAGGAUUUCUUCAUCCCCUACGUCUGGUCGCUGGUCUUCAACUCCGGAGUCGGCCUCCACUGGAGCCCGCAUGGCAUUGAGCUGUUCAGCAUGGACUCCGGCUGAAACACUGCUGCAGCACAGUGUGUGUGUGUUUUCAUCCUCGUUCAGUAUAGGAAAAAAAUAAGACUGAAGCCAUGUUUGUGUCUGUGUUUGGGCGUGUGUGUGCGCAUUGCCCUUUAUACUGUGUGCACGCAGCUUUGAAAGUGCCUCAACCUUGUACAGAAUGGUGUUUCUUUUUCCUUUUUUUCUUGUUAUGCAGCACAACAUCCCUUUUUCCUUGUAUCAUAAUAAUUGCUCUGCUUCUAGACUGUGAAGCUUCAUCUCUAACAGUUCACGCCCUAACACCCACUCAUGUACAGCCGGUACUGUAGGGAACACCUUUUUAACAUUUGAGCUGCUUCCUCUCCUGGUUCCACAGCACAUGACAAGUUACAUCUCUUAUGUAAAGCAUUUUGUUAUUGUGAGGAGCUCAGGACACUGACGAUGGUUAAGCCCUCUGUUUUUUUUGUGUUUCCUUGCUUCAAAAGAAAAGGUCAACUAAAACACAAGCACCUAAGUGUUACACGUGCGCUGGUGACCGUUAAUUUACAGCUACACUGAAUGCUAACAAAUAGUACAGAUUUAAUAUUCAAGCCAAGCCAUGUGUGUGUUGGAAGAUACAACAUACAUUUCAUGAAUAACUUCUAUGGUACUGAGUUUUAAGUAUGAUUAUCUCAAAGAAAUAAGCAUUUUAUUUUUGAGUAACACAGUUCUCUGAAUAUGAUGAGUUUGUAUUUAAAGAUUUGUGCUUGUAAAAUAAACUUCAUUAGCAGGUCAGAGAACCAGAAAGGGCUCUGUUUUAGUGUUUCACAUUCAGCUCCACCAGUGUUGCUUGGUGGCCCACGCUCAAGUACAGUUUAAUUAAUGCUUGAUUUCAGUCCCAGGAUAAUAUUAGCAGUCCACAUCGCUCUGAUUCAUGUGAUUUCAUUGUUGCUCCCAGCCCAUUCAUUUGACUUUACCCUGUCUUUGUCGUUUCCAUUAUAUUCCUGAUGGUAACCCAAGGCAAAUACUUAAACUAGGACAAGUCAUUAAACCUCCUGUCCUAUUGUGCAUAAUUACAGUUGUCUCUUUGAUUUGUCACUUUAUUUGCAUGUUUAACUAGAGACUUUGUAUUAAAUUAUUUAUUUACAUGUAUAUUGUUUUUUUAUAUAUAUAUUCACCCCCUCGAAAUGUAAAUGGUAGUAGUAGUACUGCAAUUACUACUACUAGUGAUAGAAAAAAACGGUGGCACUAUCCUUUGAUUCUUCCUAUGUGGGAAACUGGCUUUAUAUUAUCGAGUAUAAUAUGACAACAGCUGUCAUUUUGUGGCGAUUAUUACUUUGAAAAUAGGAGUUUAAAUAAAAAUAUUCAAUCAAAGCAA
Molecule: messenger RNA, 3641 nt
Organism: Scatophagus argus
Lineage: Eukaryota; Metazoa; Chordata; Actinopteri; Scatophagidae
Gene: dym
Product: dymeclin
Exons: 17
Coding region: 299-2305 (668 amino acids)
Biological process (GO): Golgi organization
Cellular component (GO): Golgi apparatus
Source: RefSeq, a predicted model, not a curated record